Molecule: messenger RNA, 4155 nt
Organism: Grosmannia clavigera kw1407
Lineage: Eukaryota; Fungi; Ascomycota; Sordariomycetes; Ophiostomatales; Ophiostomataceae
Product: sodium/phosphate symporter
Exons: 5
Coding region: 1-4155 (1384 amino acids)
Biological process (GO): phosphate ion transmembrane transport
Cellular component (GO): membrane
Source: RefSeq, a predicted model, not a curated record
AUGCUUGACCAAUACACGUAUGUCUUUGUCAUCGGCACGCUGUUUGCGCUGCUCGAUGCCUACAACAACGGAGCCAACGAUGUAGCCAACGCUUGGGCGACCAGCGUGUCCUCGCGAUCGAUCAGCUACCGGCAGGCCAUGGUCUUUGGGACCGUGUUCGAGAUGCUGGGGGCCAUCUGCGUGGGCGCCCGCACAGCCGACACGAUCAAGAACGGGAUCAUACCGACGUCAGCCUUUCGAGGCGACGCGGGCGUGCAGAUGCUGGCCUUUACGUGUGCACUCGCAGCGGCGUCCUCGUGGGUCAUGUGGUGCACACGGCACUCGGCCCACGUGUCGUCGACGUACUCGCUCAUCUCAGCCGUGGCCGGUGUCGGCGUCGCUACCGUCGGGGCCGCCAACGUGCAAUGGGGCUGGAACAAAGGCAAAGGCAUGGGCGCCAUUUUUGCCGGACUCGUCAUGGCUCCUAUCAUCGCAGCCGGCUUCGGUGCCAUCCUGUUUCUGCUGAUCAAGCUGACUGUGCAUGUGCGCCGCCGGCCGGUCCCGUGGGCCGUCUGGACGUCACCCUUUUUCUUCCUCAUCGCCGGCACCAUCUGCACUCUUUCCAUCGUCUACAAGGGUUCGCCAAGCCUCGGACUUUCCAAGAAGCCGGCCUGGUACAUUGCUGCCGUCACGAUGGGCACCGGCGGCGGUGUUUGUUUGCUGUCGGCCGUGUUCUUCGUGCCCUUUGUACACGCCUGCGUGAUCAAGAAGGAUGUCACCGUUCACUGGUGGAUGUUUGUGUACGGCCCCCUGCUGUUCAGACGCCCUGCCCCUGAGGCUGCCGAGAGGGCAAUCGUGCCCAACUAUGCGGUCGUCCAGGAUGACGACGAGGACGAGAUUGCACGACAGCAGUGGCAGACCGCCUCGGCCGGCUCGCUAAGCGACAAGGAUGCCCGGGCGACAAAGCAAGUCGACGAGCCCACGACAGAAGCUUUGGCAGAAGUCGGACAGACGACGUACAAGGAGCUAGUUGCCGCGAACAACGAGCGGUUCCACGCCAAGCUUCGCAAGACAGGCGGGCCCCUGGGCUGGGCCAUGUGCACGCUGCACGACAAUCCCAUGGGUGCCGGGCAGAUCUAUGAGGUCAGAAACAUCAAGAUGCUGUUCAGGCGACUGCCUGCAUAUGUCGUCGCCGGCGCCCUCUAUGGCUUGCACUAUGACAUCCAUGCGGCUCAGACCGGCAUCGCUGGCACGCCAGAUGGUGAGCGUAUGGCGCGCGUGUAUGCCCACGCGGAAAAGUACGCCAACGAGGUCGAGCACACGUACUCGUUCGUUCAAGUGCUGACGGCCUGCACGGCGUCGUUUGCGCACGGCGCCAACGACAUUGGCAACUCAGUCGGCCCCUGGGCUGUCAUUUAUUCUGCCUGGAAGACGGGCGAUGCCGCUGCCUCCAAGGCUCCCGUCCCUGUCUGGCAGUUGGCCGUCCUCUCCCUGGCUAUUUCGCUCGGCCUCAUCACGUAUGGCUACAACAUCAUGAAAGUUAUGGGCAACAAGAUAACAUACCACUCACCAUCGCGUGGCUGUUCCAUGGAAAUGGGCGCUGCCAUCACCGUUCUUGUCUUCUCGCAGUAUUCCCUGCCAGUGUCGACGUCCAUGUGUAUUACGGGCGCGACGGUCGGUGUCGGUCUCUGCAACGGCACGUUGAAGGCUGUCAAUUUCCACCGCAUCGGGCUACUUUUGCUGGCUUGGAUCAUGACCAUCCCGAUUUCAGGAACGCUUGCACGGCUGGUGCUGCUGACGCUGAUUGACAUGUACUGCAGCGACGGGGUGGUGCCGGAUGCGGACGACGAUUUUAUCUUGCAGCUGAUCGGCAGCUACAUGGCCGACAGCUACGGACAGCCGAGCAGCCGGCGACAGCGCCAGGUGGCGCGGUGGCAGCGAGCGUACCUCAACGUGGACCUGCUGUCACGGCUGCACAGUCUGCGGGAGCCGCUGCAGGGCUGCUUCGUGGCUUCCAGCGCGGCCGACCUGCCGAUGUGCGCGACGCUCUGGGACACGCUCGUGGCGCGGCUCUGGCUGCGGCUGACCUGCCUGGACGACCUGGUGCCAUUCUUCGACGGGCUUAGCCAGCAUGUGGCACCGACAUACUCGGAGCUGCGGGCGCGCCGCGAGCUCGGCUUGGAGGACCCGCCUGACCGAUUGCUUCUGCUCGACCGUCGCUCACCCAUGGGCCAGCUCGUGUACCAGGCCUGCAUCGAGUUUACGCGGCUGUCGUUUUCCGGUCGCUGCGACCUAUGGGAGGACUUUGUGCGCUACCGGAACCCAUCGCGGGCUGAUUUCAACAUCCUCUGGCCGCACGACUUUCCCACCGACCGGCUUAGGAUGGACGCCGUCUUGACCGAAUACCAGGACCAGUGGGGCGACCGGGUCGAGCAGAUCGAGCAGAUCACCUUUGACCGCAUGCUCAAGGACCGGAGUGUGCCGGCCAGCUCGGACGAGACGGAAAAGCUGGUGUCGCUGCUGAUCGAUCGAGAACGACGAGGUUUCAGGCCCAGCUACGAACUGCGCAGCGCCACCGACAAGGCCAUCGAGGGCUCGACGCUGAUCCCGGCACAGACGACGUACUACCGCCUAACGGAGGCCUGGCGAAUAGGAGACAGCAACACGGCAUACGACCAGCUGCACCGAUACUUUGACCUGGUGGCGCGGCAAGGUGUCGGGGCAGCGUUUGGCUACAACAUGGGCCCGAUGAACAAGGCGAUCAUGCAGCGCGACUUUGGCGAGCACCCAGACGACCUGCUAUCGAUGUUGGAUGCGGUGCAUGCGGGCCGUGAGUCGCGCGACUACAAUUCGCUGCGCUUCUCGCUGCUGUGGCUGUACCUGUACGCACGCAUGAUGCCGCGCCACAUUCGGCCGCACCAGCUGCAGGGCCUGGCCGGCCAGCCGACGGACGGCGACCAGGUGCUUCCGUACGUGCGGCACGAUGCGCGGAUGGCGCAGGCACACGUGCACCGGGCGCUGGCGUUUGCGCUGGAAGCCCGCGUGGCCCUUGCGGACGGACGGCCGCCUCUGUAUGUGCGUGUGUGUCUGCGGGACGGCAGCCGGCUGACGGUGGGACACAACGAGACGACGCUGCUGGGCCAGCUGGUCAGCACGGCGAUGCUGUUCUGGGAGAAUGCCGGAGCGGCCGGGCUGGCGGUCAGCCACGGGCGGGCGUUUCUUCGCACGCGCGAGGACGCCGUACCGUUUGACGACGCCCUGCGUGUGGCCUCGCGUGUGGCACUGCACUACUGCCAUGGAGGGUCCUUUGCGGAUGCCCGUGCGGUGCUGCGCCGCCUCAGCUCCGAGGGUCUCUCGUCGUUACGGCCACAGAGCCGACUGCGUCACGUGCUCACGGUUGUGGCGGCGACAGAAGCCAUCCGAUCCGGUCGAUUCGACAAGGCGGAUGAUCUUUUGCGCCGGUUGCCGGCCGGUGGCUACCCAACGACAGCCAAGGCCAAGACGUCGCGAGCGUCGCAAGGGCCGUCAGAGCUCGACCCCGACCUGGCGGCGCACGUGGCGCUGCUGCAGAUCCAGUCGCUGGCGCGACGCGGUGAAGGAGCGCUCGUGUUGGCGCGCGACGCGCUCGAGACGCUGGAGACGGCCUACGAUGGCGGCGUGGGCGACCUGCACGUGCUCAUCCGCAUGGGGCUUGCGCGCUGUGACCUCUACGCGCGUGCCGGCCGGGCGGUCCGUGGGUUGUCGGUGGUCAUCCGCAGCGUGCAGGCGUGUCUGUGCCGGCGGUACCACCAGCUGCUCUGGGAGGCGGUCGGAGCGCUGGCGCGGCUUCUCGUGGCCGAGGGCGAGUUUGCGGCCGCGCGCACUCUGCUGGCCGUCGCGAUCCCGCGCACGCUGCAGGACCGCGACGGCGAUCGGACGGCCGAGCUGUACAGCUACCUCGGCGAUGCGCACAUGGGCAUGGCAGGCGAGCUAUGGAGGGCGGUGUCGACGACGACAGCGGCAGCCGAAAAGGACCGACAAAAGGCCAAGAUGAAGCGCCACCUGUCCAAGGCGUGGCGCUGUCUCAAGAGGGCGGAGGAACAGUUUCGGCUGGCCGGGUCGGGCGAGGUGGUGGAAGGGGAGUUUACGAUGAAACGAAAGACGAUUCUGGCCGUGACAAGGCGGCUCAAUUCAUGA